Molecule: messenger RNA, 2255 nt
Organism: Physcomitrium patens
Lineage: Eukaryota; Viridiplantae; Streptophyta; Bryopsida; Funariales; Funariaceae
Molecular function (GO): protein binding
Source: RefSeq, a predicted model, not a curated record
UCAUGAGUUCUUCUUGAGUGGCCAAGAGGAAGCAAAAAGCUAUGGCGGAGAAAGAUCCUGGCCCAGUUCCUCAUCUUCCCCCGUCAAAUAGAUAUUUUUGUCCGUCGACGUGUUUAUGCUUUCCCGGCUAGGUUGCUCGUGUUGUGCCUUCACUCAGUUGAGUAGAAUAGAAAGUGAUUCCAAGGCCUUCCUUUGUGUGCAUUGAUGGACUUCGUCAGCCGAAUUUUUGGUUUCGUUCCCGGUAACUGCGCUGUGGGUCACUUCAUUUGAGUAACGGCUCACAUAGGUGACCGCACUCUUCAAGGAGGUUGCCGAGUUGCCGCAUUUGUGUGAAGGCAAACCAAGAGACUUGGUUUUUUUUGUGGCGGAAUUUUUGAGGACCUCUUGUCUUGGUGACGCUUGGAAUUUGAACUCACGUUCGAAACGGAUGGGUUUCCCCAGUAGGAAUUCCUGGUCACCAUAUCUGUGCACUUGACAUUCGGCUCAUCGUGUCAUCAUUUCUAGGUCGAGUUUUACGAAUGCUUAUUCUCUCAUAAUCUCUUGAAGUAAAGGGUGCCGCAUCCUCCUGCUUGUGGGAUCAAGGGUAUUUGGUUUCGACCAUGGCCACGUUAGCAUCAUCGUCCCUUAUAGGGGCUUCGAAUGCGUCAUGCGCUAUGGACGAGGGUUUCCUUUCGACCUCGGAGACCGGUGGAUCUCGCUCAUAUGCCCCCUGCACCUGCAAAUUGAUGGGGUCCAAUCGGUUUCCGUCAAAAGCAAGUGCUGGUAAUGAUUUUUCAUGGUUGCGCUCAAGGCGAUCGUUUGCCUGGAGACGAAGCCACAGUGGCGAUGCAUCGUCUAGAUUGCGUCGUGGGUUAGGAGUGGCUCAAUCAGGUUUGGAUGAUGGUGGUCAAAUAGUAGCACCAGGUCAGACUUCUACAAACUCGGAGCUGUCAGUCCCUUCGUCAGAAAUGUUAUUGGAAUUGCAACUCCAGUUACAGGUUGCGACAGUUCGAGAGGAUUAUGCGGAGGCUGCACGUUUGAGAGAUAUGGUGAAAUCCCUCCAGGGAGAAGACCCUGUUGUGCGACUCAAAACCUUGAUGGAGAAAGCUAUUGCUGAAGAACAAUAUGCCGAAGCAGCUAUGCACAGAGACGAGUUGAACAAAAUCUCCCCACCAAAAGUAGAUUUAGGCCUCCAAUGCUACAGCGAUACAACUACCAGGGGAAUCAGAGUUCGAGUUCGAAGUGUGUAUGUGAACGAUCGCAGCCGGCCUUUCAAGCAGCAAUAUUAUUUUGCUUAUCGAAUCCGCAUUAGCAACGAAGCCCUGGAAUCUGUACAGCUUCUAAGUCGGCAUUGGGUCAUAACUGAUGCAAAUGGGAAGGUUGAAGAAGCAAGAGGUUUAGGAGUUAUAGGAGAGCAGCCAGUGCUGCUGCCAGGAACAAGUUUUGAGUACACCUCUGCGUGUCCGUUGAGAACCUCCAAAGGGCGAAUGGAAGGUACCUACCAGAUGAAAUACCCCGCCGAUAAGUCAGUAGCCACCUUCGAUGUGAAGAUCGGACCUUUUGCUCUUUCUGUCAAUGGUGAUGAGGGUGCGUCAGCGGCGUAACUGGACACCGCUUAACGAUGGAUACUUCUAGUGCCUAUCAAAACAUUACCAUUACUUACACUGUCAAGGUUGUACUGGCUGGAUGUGUAGCAAUCUUGAUUGCCUACUCUGGUAUGAGGAGUUGACUUCGAAAGCCUCACUUCAGUACUUAAGCAUAGAGCAAGUUUUGCGUAUGUGCUUGAGGGUACUUUCGUGUGAUUGGUGUUUGGACGGAUUUUAUAUUUGUCCUGUUGUAGCAUUAGCAAACUUAUGGUUCAGGAACCACCUUAUACAAGAAGGAGGCAGAGUAUGCAGUGGGCUUCUAAGACUGUCAUUGUGGAUUCCAAAGAGUAGCGUUGCGAGAGUUGCCUUUCUUCAAGAGAAUAGAUUAGAAAUUAUCAAUUUUGAUUUAGUUGAUUUUACAGAGUGGGUCACCUUGUAUUUUGGUAUAUAUUUCAUAGCAGCUGAAUUUUACGGGCUAGACGCUUUGUGGUUUCUUGAUGUCCCGCCAGUGUUUGUGAACUAGCUGAAGGAAAAAUGGAGUAGCAUUGCAUCCGAUGACAGAGUAUUUCCCACAUAAAGCACUGAAACGGAUUUAGCUGGUGAGCACUGCUAGUUAGUGACCCCAGCAAAAAGAUGCCAAGUGUAUCGGAAAGAAUGCUCUUAAUCUUCAAGAUUUUUUAAUCCUGCGAA